UCUUUUGUUAUCAUUUCCUCGGACAAACUCCAAAAUUAUACACUCUCUACAUUCUUUACCUUCUUCCUCUUACAUCAACAACAACAACAACAAAAAAUUAUGAUGAUCGGAGAAACUCACCGUCAUCAUCAGAUUCAUGUUCCACCAUGGCAACAAGAAUCUCUUAAUCCUAAUCCGAGUAUUCAGUUUAGUACUUCUUCAACAUCGUCAUCUGUUUCGUCAUCUAUGUUAUCAUCAAGUAGUUGUACUGUUAAUAGUAAUAAUAAUCACCUACCAAACUCACCAACCUAUUACGACGCCGUAUUGGCGUCGCUCCGGAGAUAUUUGAUUCAUGAUUCUGGUGAGAAAGAAUCGUCUACUAAUAAUUCCGGUGAGUUGUUGGAUUUUCAUGUGGAAGAUUAUGAUGAUGAUUUCUUCAUGUAUGAUUUUAAGGUACGUAAGUGUACAAGAGCCCGGGCGCACGAUUGGACAGAGUGUCCAUUCGCGCACCCGGGUGAGAAAGCGAAAAGGAGGGACCCACAUAAGUAUGAUUAUUCGGGUACAGCAUGUUCUGAGUUUAGGAAAGGUGGGUGUAAGAAGGGUGAUUCUUGUGAGUUUGCUCAUGGUGUGUUUGAGUGUUGGUUGCACCCGGCCCGGUUCCGUACACAGGCUUGUAAGGACGGACCCGGGUGUAAACGCCGGGUCUGUUUCUUUGCACAUAGUCCUGAUCAGUUACGGAACGGGCCGGGGGUCGGUAGUCCGAGAGGUAGUGGACAGACUGGACACUACCUCUCGGGUACUGAGGAUGGAUCAGCGGUUGCAGUAGGUGUAGCUGGUAUUUCUGUCAUGAGCUCUCCUACUAGUACGAAUACUGUAGGAGAGCUUGUGGCGUCCCUCAGGAACCUGCAGCUUAACAAAGUUAAGUCUAUGCCGACUGCUGGCUCUGGUUCCUGGGGGCAUGUUGGUGGUGGCUCGCCAGUUUUUGGGUCCCCCAGAGGGGUUGUGGGGACCACGGCGAUGAGCCGGGCUGGGUUCUUUAGCUUGCCGACAACCCCGACCCGGCCUAGGGUCGGGUACUGGGAUAGCAAGGAGUUCAUUGACGAAGAAGAGGAGCCUAUGAUGGAAAGGGUUGAAUCAGGUAGGGAACUAAGGGCAAGAAUGUUUGAGAAAUUGAGUAAAGAAAACCCUCUUGACGGGUCGGGUAGCCCGCUUUCGAUUUCUACUCGUGGGCCGGGUCCUGAUUUUGGGUGGGUAUCCGAUCUGAUUGAGUAACAAUACAUAUUCCACCCUUCAGGUCGCAUUCCAAUCAAUUAUAAAAUGACACAUUAUCUCGCUGAUUUUUAAUUGGUUAGUUAUUUCUUAUAAACUUAUUUACUUCAAAAAAACCCUACAAAAUUUGAAUAUUACUACUAGAAGCAACUAAUAAUAGUGUUUAUUAUUAUUCUAUGGUAAAAAAUUCUGCUGACUGAGAAAAAACCAGAAAGAAAAUAUUGGAAGACAAUUGUUUUUUAGAACUUUGAAGAUAUUAUUACUAUUAAAAGGGAGGAGAAUAUUGUAAAUAAACUUUCCCAAAUAUGUGGGUGUGUUAAGGUAUCAAAAGUAUCCAACUUUAUCUCUAUUCAAAUAUUAUUUUUCUACUUGGGGGACAAGUUGGAAGGUCCUAGAUUGGGAAGGCAAAAAAAAGGAAGAUCAUAGUUGAUUUUGUAUAGCUGAAGCUAUAAAAAUUCACUACUUUUUGUAGCAAGAUGCUGAAGAAUGGAAAAGAAAAAGUGGGUUUAUCAUCAUAUGACUUCAAACAACAUUCUCAAUUUUUUUUAUUAAGCAUGUAUGAUUGUGAAGAAGCUGAAUUUUUAUUGUUGAAUAUUAUGAAGUUAAGUAUGAUUAUGACAAAUUAAUUAAGUAAGCUUUUUUUAGUUUGCUUUCUACUUUAGGGAUGUAAAUAUGUUAUUUAUAAUAUGUUGAUGUAUAAUUAAAAUGGUUUGUUACUUUUA
This is a messenger RNA of Beta vulgaris subsp. vulgaris (sugar beet), 1970 nucleotides long. RefSeq names its product zinc finger CCCH domain-containing protein 20. The transcript has a single exon. NCBI's taxonomy places the organism in Eukaryota, Viridiplantae, Streptophyta, Magnoliopsida, Caryophyllales, Amaranthaceae. The coding region runs from base 100 to 1251 and encodes 383 amino acids. The record is from RefSeq and is a predicted model, not a curated record. Gene Ontology annotation, molecular function: metal ion binding.